Molecule: messenger RNA, 2466 nt
Organism: Daphnia pulicaria
Lineage: Eukaryota; Metazoa; Arthropoda; Branchiopoda; Diplostraca; Daphniidae
Exons: 6
Coding region: 650-1945 (431 amino acids)
Source: RefSeq, a predicted model, not a curated record
AAUCCGAUCCGGAGGGACUGCUAUAACGCGGGGCGGACUGAGAUCCGCAACAACAACUUGAUGGCUCCGUCGUCUUGUUAUAUUACUCGUACUCCCGCUGCCAGAUCGUCCGAGAUCGUUCAGACAGAUUAACCGCCGCCCUGACUGUUGUACGCGCGUUCAGUUCGGCCCGUGGCAUUGAAAAUAAUAAAAAAAAAGGGAAGAGGAGCUGAAAAGAAGAAAAACUUGGCCCAUCACCUUUUAUUUUUAUUUUGUCGGAGAAAAAAAAGAAAAUAAAUAAAAAUAAAUACCAUUCGCCACCAGCACUACCAGCAGCAGCGGGCGGCGGCAGCAUCGGAGCCGGAUGAUAAAAAGGUCAGUGGCCAACAAGAUGGCGCUCAGCUCCAUGUUCAUUCGGACACCCAUCCGCUCCGCUUCGGGCAACGUGUCACAGGGCAUUGUCUCCAUCCCAUCGGUCAACUAAUUCUUCUCACCAACACCGCCUUCUUCUUCUUCUUCUUGUAGUUAUUCUUUGACUUCAUAUUUUUCAUCUACCUGUUUUCGGGGGUCUACUUUUCACUCCACGCGGACCUGCUAGUCUUCCGGCAGCUCUAGUUUACGCAGUAGCUCGUCCGGUAGUUGUAAUAGUAGUUGGAGCCCAUCAUCCGGCAUGUUGAAACACCUAAGUACACGUCAGCCAACCGAUCAUUUUCGUACUCCAUCCAACGGACUUUCAGAAUCGGGCCAGUCGGAUCCCAUCGUCGAACCGCCUCCUCCACCUCGCCGCCUCCUUACGUCAAACAACAACGUCGUCGUCAUGGCUCCUCAUCCGUCGCACCACCAUCAAUUGGCCAACGGCUACUCGUCGCCGGGGCGCUACUCGACGGCCGGAUCGAGCGGCAAACAACAACAACAGCCCCAGUUGCACAACAUGUCCAUGCACAACACGUCCAAACAUUCUUUGAGUCCCACCACCAGCAACAUCAGUCCAGGCACCGGGGCCAACCAGACCAAAACGACGCUGACCAAUUUGGACCACUCCAGGGACGAGUCUCUGCCUUUCAAUUUCAGCGCCGGACCACUGUCCUCUUCCAUUUUCAUCACGGACCGCUCACUCCCCAUCGGAGACCACACCUUCCUGUCCACCAAUGGUGGAGGAGGGUUAAAUAAAGGCGUUACGGCCAACGGUGGAAUGCACAUCCGGCGCGGAAGUCCUCUACCGACGUCCGUGACGAGGUUGGCAGCUGCAACGCGUCAGGUUUCCGCCAGCGUCAUCGGAGUGCGCGAGAUGUUGACUUCGCUCGGCCUGCUCUGUCUCCUCUCGCUGAUGAUGGCCCUGCUGGGUCUCAUCUUUUUGCUCAAAAUGAGCCCGCCGCCAGACGCCAUCCACUUUCUCGACCAGGUGCGCAUCGUUUCGCCCGACGAAGCUCAUUCCGUCUACGAAGUCAGUUUGGCACUUUGCUCCUUGGCCAUGACGUUGGACGUCUGCUGCUGUCUCGUCUGUGCCACCCAACUCCUCUUUGCCGCCCGGCUGAUAACGGCCUCGACCUGCUCAUCUUCAAAUUCAAGUAGAGAUCGAAUCAAAAAAUUCUUGAGAGAUUCGGCCGUCACUCGUAUUUGCGCCGUGGCCGGAUUCUUUGUCUCCAUUCCGGUUUUUCUCACGGAUAUCGUUUUGUACACCAUCAUCCAGUUCCCAUCGACUCCUGCCAUUACUACAAGUAUAGUGAUCAGCGUGGGAAUCGUCCUCUGCGGAUGCGCCAUGCUCCACAACAUCGUCGUCUGGCAGAGGUACAAGGGCUCAAAUUCGGGCUCGAUGCUACCCGAUCUGUCGGGGAUAGAAAAGCAUCCGGACGCAACGCACGGAAGGAUCAUGUCACCUGCUCAAAUGCCAACAGCCACUUUAGAUUUAAGUGCCCUGAAUGGCAACGUCAGCAGUCACAUGCUCGAGCUUUCAACCUUGGUCUAAUACAAUCGGACCCCAGAAAUUGUACAGAUAUUAUUAUUUUGACGAGAGGAAAUGUUUCGAGCAUCACAUUGUGACCGAAAAAAUCAAUGACAUGAAAGCCUAGUCAAAUGAAAAAUUGUGAAACGCCAGGCUUAUGAUGUCAUUAGAAGGAACGAAGUGAAACUUGAAUUUUGUUUUGUUAUCUCCUAAAAAUUAAAACAUUUCACGACCACCAGAUGCAUCCAACAGACCCCCCCCCCCCUCCCUCCUGAUACUCUGUGCACGGCCCCCAUCCAUUCACACACACACACUAUACAGCCUAUACUUAAAAAUAUUUAAAUAAUUGUGUAACGCACCCACCAUUGUCUUCAAUGAUGAAUUCAAGUGCCUCCAUAUGUAUAAUUUUUUGAUUGCCAGUGCCAAUUUUGUCUUGUAAAUAGUACCGUGUUGUUAUUAUAAUAUUCCCACGUCUCAAUCAAUGUUGUUUAAAACAAAAAAUGAACCCCACAAACAAGAAUUACACCAAAUCAUGAAAUUGACAA